AUGUUGACCCUCAAUAAUACCCAUGCUCAGACCUUGACCUUCAUCCUGACAGGCAUUCCAGGCCUGAGAGCAGCACAGGCCUGGAUCUCCAUCCCUUUUUGCCUCAUGUAUGUCAUCGCUCUCUCUGGGAACAGCAUGAUCCUAUUUGUGGUCCUUCGUGAGCCAAGCCUCCAUGAACCCAUGUAUUAUUUUCUCUCUAUGCUUUCAGCCACGGACUUGGGCUUGUCUUUAUGCACACUUUCCACUACUCUUGGUGUCUUCUGGUUUGAAGCUCGGGAGAUCAACUUAAAUGCCUGCAUUGCACAGAUGUUUUUCCUCCAUGGAUUUACUUUUAUGGAGUCUGGAGUUCUGCUAGCCAUGGCCUUUGAUCGUUUUGUGGCCAUUUGUGAUCCAUUGCGUUACACCACCAUCCUCACCAAUGCCAGGAUUGCCCAGAUUGGGAUAAGUAUGCUGAUCAGGAAUGUUGCUGUUAUGUUGCCAGUUGUACUGUUUGUCAAGAGACUGUCUUUUUGCAAGUCUAUGGUCCUCUCACAUUCUUACUGCUACCAUGUUGAUCUCAUUCAACUUUCAUGUACAGACAACAGAGUCAACAGUAUUCUCGGUCUGGUUGCACUGUUCUCCACAACAGGGUUUGAUUGUCCUUGUAUCCUGCUGUCCUAUGUCUUAAUCAUUCGCUCUGUUCUCAGCAUUGCUUCUGCAGAGGAGCAGCAGAAAGCCUUCAACACUUGCAUAUCCCACAUCAGUGCUGUUGCCAUCUUCUACAUCCCCCUCAUCAGUUUAUCUCUUGUCCAUCGCUAUGGCCAUUCAGCUCCUCCAUUUGUUCACACCAUCAUGGCUAAUGUUUUUCUGCUCAUCCCUCCUGUACUCAAUCCUAUUAUCUACAGUGUGAAGACCAAGCAGAUUCGCAAGGCUAUUAUCAAAGUCUUAAUUCGGAAGCAAAUUCAAAUCUAA
Elephantulus edwardii (Cape elephant shrew) is the source of this 951-nucleotide messenger RNA. RefSeq names its product olfactory receptor 51F2-like. The record is from RefSeq and is a predicted model, not a curated record. Bases 1 to 951 code for a protein of 316 amino acids. Gene Ontology annotation, molecular function: olfactory receptor activity; G protein-coupled receptor activity. Gene Ontology annotation, biological process: G protein-coupled receptor signaling pathway. NCBI's taxonomy places the organism in Eukaryota, Metazoa, Chordata, Mammalia, Macroscelidea, Macroscelididae. Gene Ontology annotation, cellular component: membrane. The transcript has a single exon.